CCGCUCUCUUUCUCAUUCACUGUCCAGUGCAUUCACUCCAGUUUGGCCCUCUCACAGUGUUUACGAGUGCUGCACUUCAAAUGGACGUGUUGGCCGUUCCUGCAGACAGACCAAAAGGAUGGUACCUUUCUCUGAUGGCGCCCAACACCAAAGGGCCAGCGUUCGCUUGGCUCGACCCGUCCAGACUCUACUGCAACCCUCAGGCUCUUGCGGACUGUGUCAAAGACCUUCUCGGUCCGUUCCACGGCGAACCCAUUGACCUGGUUGCCGGGAUAGAUGCAAUGGGAUUCAUACUUGGCUCAUCUGUCGCCACCAGUCUUGGUAAAGGUUUCCUGGCUGUCCGCAAAGCCGGUCACCUAUGUGUCGCCACCCAAUCCCAAAACUACACCGACUACAGCGGCAGAGAAAAGACUAUGGAAGUAAGAACGGAUGUGCUAAAACCAGGUGUGAGGGUGUUAAUUGUGGACCAGUGGAUCGAGACUGGAGGCACAAUGAAAGCCGCCAUCCAGCUGCUAGAGAAGCUGGGGGCCACAGUCGUAGGCGUUGCAGCUGUGGCCAUCGAGAACACCGAAGGAGGGAAGUGGAUUAAGGAAAAGUACAAAUUCUCUCACUGCAUCCCCGAAGAGCUGCAGAGCCAGAUAGACAGGAAAUAUCUGGACUCCUUCAAAAACUUCAAGUGAACAUUUUAAACAUGAUUCCUGAGAAAAAUGUAUUUUUUUUUUUUUAAAGAAAGUAAUACUUUUAUCUGCAUAGACGCGUUGUACAGACAAAUCAUUAUUUUUAAAUGUGAUUCUAAUAACAGAAACACUUUGAUACAAUUUAUUUUCUCUUUUUUUAAUAUAUACAUAUAAAUGCGUGACAUGUAAAACACUAAAUUACAAUAAAUGGUGAAUAUUCACUCACUGAGACACUA
Mugil cephalus (flathead mullet) is the source of this 913-nucleotide messenger RNA. RefSeq lists its product as uncharacterized. The record is from RefSeq and is a predicted model, not a curated record. Lineage: Eukaryota; Metazoa; Chordata; Actinopteri; Mugiliformes; Mugilidae. The transcript has 5 exons. Gene Ontology annotation, molecular function: adenine phosphoribosyltransferase activity. Bases 81 to 680 code for a protein of 199 amino acids.